AAGACUGCAGCUUUGUAUAAUACCUAGUUAAGUACAGACCACUUGAAGUCAAACAUGAGGUUAUUACUAGUGACAGUAUUAGGUGUUUUAUGUGAAUUCAGUCAUAGUUUAUAUAUUUCAUCGAAUGAUAAACAAUAUGCGCGAUACUUGGUAGACUUCGGUUACCUGAGUAGAAAAAGUUUGAGUUGCAGUAAUGGACACUGCAACGUUGACGAUUCUACCUUCGCGAAUUCCCUCCGAUCUUUUCAAAAUUACGCAAAAACUUCAGCAACAGGAAUGCUAGAUAGCUCAACCAAAUAUUUGAUGUCUCUGAGUAGAUGUGAAGGCAAGGAUAUCUUGAGGGGUAGACGCCGCUCGAAGAGGUAUACAACGAAUGGACAUUGGCCCAAGAAGCACAUCACAUACAAGAUCACCCAAUACUCGUCCACAAUGAGCAAGCAAGAGGUGGAUUCGUUAAUAUUCUUAGGAUUCUCCGUCUGGUCUGAACCAAGUGGAAUCACUUUCACGAAGAAAGACUCAGGGCGCACCGACAUAGAAAUUAGAUUUGGUAAUUUACCCGCAAAGCCUGACAAUAGAAUUGCGUUCGGAAACACGAAAACAAAACAUCAAGCCAGCGUUAUAACAUUAAAUGACGACAUACCAUGGACACAGGAUUUCACUAGAGGAGAACCUAAUCUUUUCCAAACAGUCUCCCACGAAAUAGGCCACGUUAUUGGUAUGGGACACACCGACGUAACCGGAGCUAUGAUGUACCCUAUUUAUGACCUUGGAAUCAAAAUAUUUUCACUGCAUGAAGACGACAUACAAGGCAUUAGGGAUAACUACAAAGAUCUGAAUGUAGUAUCGUACCCAGGUCGGCCAAUAUACCGCAAAAACUCAAACAAAGUCAGGAAUAACUUCAACAACUUUAAAGAAAGUUUCACAAACACAUUUAGCAAUACUUUCGGAGAGGAUGUGGACAUCGAAGACAUAGAUUUACCCAAAGAUUGGUUCUCUAGCGGUUUUUAAACAGCUCCAUUUUUGUAUGGUUUAAUGACAUUCGAAAAGCAUAAGACUAUACCAUUGAUGUAAACAGAAGUGCGACUCAAACAUGAUGUUUUAAUUAAAAUAAACGCAUUUAAAAACAAAUAAUAAGGAUAUGAUUCAUAGAACAUAUAAAAAGUACAGUUAUAUUUAGGGAAAAUUAAGGAAAAAAAUAUACCUACCGGCCGAAUUGAUAACCUCCUCCUUUUUUUGAAGUCGGUUAAAUAUACUAUAGGUACUAUUUCAUAAUUUGAAUGACUUUGAAUGAAAAUGCAUUUAAUAUUAUUUUGAUAUAAUAUAAUAAGAAAUAUUGCAUUUUUAUAAGGUUUUUAGUUUUAUUUACUUAUCUAGUGGUAGUAAUAUUAUGAGGUACUAGCUUU
Colias croceus (clouded yellow) is the source of this 1403-nucleotide messenger RNA. Its product is annotated as 72 kDa type IV collagenase-like. The transcript has 8 exons. The record is from RefSeq and is a predicted model, not a curated record. The coding region runs from base 55 to 1008 and encodes 317 amino acids. Gene Ontology annotation, biological process: extracellular matrix organization; proteolysis; collagen catabolic process. Gene Ontology annotation, molecular function: zinc ion binding; metalloendopeptidase activity. Gene Ontology annotation, cellular component: extracellular matrix. NCBI's taxonomy places the organism in Eukaryota, Metazoa, Arthropoda, Insecta, Lepidoptera, Pieridae.